Mycotypha africana is the source of this 2191-nucleotide messenger RNA. Its product is annotated as major facilitator superfamily domain-containing protein. Gene Ontology annotation, cellular component: membrane. Bases 437 to 2191 code for a protein of 584 amino acids. Gene Ontology annotation, biological process: transmembrane transport. The transcript has 2 exons. The record is from RefSeq and is a predicted model, not a curated record. NCBI's taxonomy places the organism in Eukaryota, Fungi, Mucoromycota, Mucoromycetes, Mucorales, Mycotyphaceae. Gene Ontology annotation, molecular function: transmembrane transporter activity.
UGUGAUGGUUGGAAUCCAUGAUUUGUGCUGUUGCAAAGAACAAAAUAACUUGAAUAAGAAAUGCGGAUGUCAAUAGCAUGCUGUGAACUUUAUCCAAUGAGAAAGCAAUGGCAAUUCCACGUUUACAUAUGAAAUUUAUGCAAACUCUGUGGAUUUUCUAAUCGAUUAGAACAAAAAAAACCCACUCAACAGCUAUCGUCAUCUUUUUUCUUUGCUGCUUGCGAUUUGGCAAGUUCAACACUCUUUUUUCGAAGAAUAGGCGGUCCUUUUUUUCGAGCCUUUCCAGAUUGGGGAGCUGCUUUCUUUUGAUAAACUCCAUGACCUGAUAGAUUAAAUAAAAUUACUUCCUUAUCUUUUCUCGUACAUUUACUUAUAUAAGUUUUACUCUUCAAUAUUGCCCUUCCCCCUUCUUCGAACAGCAUGCUGAGCAUUUCCAAUGGAGACAAAUACGCAAAGAAAUACAAUUAAUCUUGAUACACAGCAUUAUCCAUCUUCCUCACAAUUAAAUAAUGCUCACCAAAACUUAGCGAGCCUAGAAGCGUUAGAUAGGAAAGACAAUCGAAAAACUCGCUCUGUCAAUUGGUUUAUGGUACGCACCAUUCUGACAUCGGGUGCCGGCUUCUUCACUGACUCGUACGAUGUCUUUAUUAUCAAUCUUGUCAUGCCUAUGAUCGGCUUCGUCUACUAUCCCAACAACAACAACAAAAUACCCUCCGAUAUUGAAGGCAUUGUCAAAGGCAUGGCAUCGGUUGGUACCCUUCUUGGCCAGCUAUUUUUUGGUUUCAUGGGUGAUAUAUUUGGACGAAAAAUAUAUGGCUUUGAACUACUGAUCAUUAUCAUCGGUACCAUCAACUGCGCAACGGCGGCAUCGGCCAUAAAAGGUGUCUCUAUGCUGGGAUUUCUGGGCUUUUGGCGCUUUAUUUUGGGCAUAGGUAUAGGUGGAGACUAUCCUAUGUCGGCUACGAUCACAUCGGAAUGGUCGUCUGCCGGAAGACGUGGUAUGAUGAUGGCACUUAUCUUCUCUAUGCAAGGCAUUGGUAUGUUGGCAGCCGCUAUAGUGACUAUCAUUCUGUUGGCUAUUUUCAAAAGUGGUAUUGAAACAGAUACGAGGGAGUUGGAUUAUGUGUGGCGACUGUGCAUAGGCUUGGGUGCCGUACCUGCAUUUGCUACCGUUUAUUUACGAUUUACAAUGCCUGAAUCGCCGCGAUAUUCGCUCGACGUCAAGCAUGACGUCGAACAAGCAGCUAUUGCCAUGACUGUACGCGGUGAGCAUCGCCGACAUCAGCAAGAACAGCUGGCGCAAAAAUCAAAAAGCAGAAACCAUUGGAAAGAAUUUCGGGAUUAUUUCAAGCAGUGGAAGCAUCUCAAAGUAUUGCUGGGUACAUCUCUUUCCUGGUUUCUGUUGGAUAUAGCAUUUUAUGGUUUGGGACUGAACAACAGCUACGUCCUCAAUGCCAUUGGCUUUUCCAAGAAAGAUACACCUUUCGAGGUGAUGUGGUGGAAUGCCAUCGGGCAACUCAUUAUCACUCUUCUUGGUUCAGUCCCAGGUUAUUAUCUAUCCGUCAUUUUCAUCGAGAGGUGGGGUCGUCGACCUAUACAAAUCAUGGGUUUCGCAGUAUGUACCGCUUUAUUUAUCAUUCUAUCAGCUGCCUAUCAUCCUCUGCGAGAUAAUUCAAUUCCGGCUUUCGUUGCUAUCUUUACUCUGGCUCAAUUAUUCCAAAACUUUGGUGCUAACACGACUACCUUUAUUAUCCCUGGUGAAGUCUUUCCAACCAAAGUACGAGCUUCUGCACACGGUAUUUCUGCUGCUUCAGGCAAAGCAGGCGCCAUUCUGGCAGCCUUUGCUUUCAAUGAGUUGGUAGAAACGAAUGAUUCUUAUCCUGGUGAGCAUGCAUUCUUGCCCCAGACUCUCGGUAUCUUUGCGGGUAUCAUGUUUUUAGGUCUCAUUGUUACGAUUUUAUGGAUACCCGAAUCCAAAGGCAAAGACUUGGAAGUAUUCGAAGAAGGCUAUGUGUCGCCUACAGGUUCAGUUGUAACUGAUGAGUUCGAACCACCCCCUGUUACGGCAGUAACAGAUGAGAAGAACGGUAGAAGCAAAGAAUAUCCCAGCAAUCCGGAUAAUGGAAAUGGCAAGGAUAGCAAUCAUUCUUCGACAAACGCUAGUUCUUCAUCCAAACCUUAUAUUUAUUAG